AUGGUCAGUCUGGGGCCAGUCUGGGGCCAAAGUCUGGGGCGGGGUCUGGGGCCAAAGUCUGGGGCUGCGGCUGACGUGUGCAGAGCUCAAUUCGGAGUCCCAAUUAUAUCUGGUCACGUUUGCAAUACCAGUGUGACCUGUUCAUUCCUCACCUCCUUCCUUCGCCGCGCCAAGAUCCUCAAGGAGGAUAUCCUGCAGCCUCAGCCACACCACGUCUCCAUCUUCUGCACCCCUCCUUUUCUUCCAGCAAGUGUCGCCGGCUUCCUUGCAGCCUCUUUGGACAUGCCGCCAGAGGCAGUUGAAGUCCUAUGGUCCUUGGUGAAGGACAUCGUGUGGGAGCUCCGAAUUUGCGCCAACCACGAGUGUGCGGCAUGGCAGCGCGGAUCACUGCUGAAGAAGGAGGAGCCACGCCGUAUUGUCUUGUUCACUCACAGCGAGGGUGCGAAGCCUGGCUGGAUGAUAUACCUGAAGUGCCGAGGUGCUAAGUAUGACGAAGAGUGCAAUACCAACUACCAGGCCAACUAUAGCGUCAACGGGGCCGUCACCGAUCAUCAGUUCAUCAAGCUGCAACUUGCCAUGCACUGGAUGGAUCUGAUGCAGAUCGCUGUAUCGGCGACGAACUGCACCAACCUAUACGCAAUCACCCAGACUCGUCACGACCUUGGCGACAGUGAUGAUCACUGGCAGUUCAGCAAUGCUCUGAUGACAGAGCAAGUCUGGGAUUGCUGCACACUUCUUGCCCUGCUUGACGAUCACAUACUAAGUCCGCUAGCCAUCUACGAGAGGCACACUAGUACUGACAGGAGGCAUGAUGAUGGCGGCAGCUUUGGAAUUGUCACAAAGCAAACACAUGACAAAAAACAAUUCAAACUCAGCCCGGGUCAGCCACGUUUGCCGAACACCCCAGACUCUGGCCCCAGACUGGCCCCAGACUGGCCAGAUCUCUGACAUUCACAAGAAAUUUGUGUUUUACUGAUGGAGCAUGUAAAGAUGCUACUUGCUGAAUGCUGGAUCUUGAGUGUUAUUUUUUGGAACACACUGGUUGCUGUCAUAUUGAUGCAUUACACAGUACAACUACAGUGCACUAGUGAUGCAUCAUCAGUGCAACUGUAGCAUCCUUUACUUUAUGCCCACUUCCAC
Suillus plorans is the source of this 1140-nucleotide messenger RNA. RefSeq lists its product as uncharacterized. Lineage: Eukaryota; Fungi; Basidiomycota; Agaricomycetes; Boletales; Suillaceae. The transcript has 7 exons. Bases 1 to 948 code for a protein of 315 amino acids. The record is from RefSeq and is a predicted model, not a curated record.